Messenger RNA from Chara braunii, 4435 nucleotides. The record is from the annotation of a GenBank genome assembly. Lineage: Eukaryota; Viridiplantae; Streptophyta; Charophyceae; Charales; Characeae.
UGCAGUUACAGCAAACCGCAAAAAACAGUUGGAGCAGCGGAUCUGUACUGCCGCCACCCACUCAAGCUCGGCACCGCGUGAGACUAAGCGGUUCCAAGUAGAGCCGCCGGAGAUCAAGGCAAUGGACAAGCUGAUGACCUUCGAACAAGGCACGCUGCCAAGAGUUGACUGGAUUGCCGAGUACCAACGCUUGACAUCCAUCCCGGACAUUCAAAUGGGCUUCAAGGCCGUCAAACACUACUUCAUCUCGAGGUCGUGUCCGGCGUUGGGCAAUGCCUUGACUCCCGUCGAGGACCCUGACGAUAACGGCGGAACUCUUCGACAAGGCCGCACACAUCAUUGUCACGAACAAGGAGGCCAAGAACCUCCACCGUUCGUCUGCAGCAGGCCUGAGCAAAGAUCAGCAUCGGCCCAAAGUGGUCGUGGUCGCGGCGGCAACGCGAAACGACCAAACUACGCUUUGCUGGAUAGCGGCGCGUCUCGCAAUUUUAUGAGCCAAGCCUUUAUGCAAAGGGCUGGUCUUGGCACACAAGUUCGGAGGAAGGCAAACCCGACGGCGAUCAAGUUGGCGGACGGAAGGACGCAGCAACUUAUCGAUUGCUACAUCGAGGCCGUACCGGUGUAUUUCGCACCUCAUGCAUGCGAACCGGUGACAUUCGACAUUUUGGACACGGACUUCAACAUUAUUUUGGGAAUGCCUUGGCUUGCAAGUGCGGAUCACAUGGUCAACUUCCACCGCCAGACUCUUACCGUUCGCGACGCUUUCGGCGCCGAAGUACCGUGUACUAUUCCUCUUCCGCACCCUUCGAUCCGAUGCCACGUGGUGACGGCCAAGUCGUUCCGGGCUACUUGCGCUUACGAGCAGCCCGACGAGAUAGGCCUAUGCUUCCUACGGACCGUCGCGGUAGCCGACUCUUCACCCACGGACUUGUCUUUGGACCCCCGUGUGGUGCGGUUGCUUGACGGGUUCACCGACAUCUUCGAGUCACCUACCGGUGUGGUGCCGGAUAGGCGGAUCUCUCACGAGAUCAUUCUUGAGGCCGGUGUCGUGCCACCGACAGGUUGCAUUUAUCGCAUGAGCGAGGAGGAUCUUACGGUCCUCCGCACGCAACUCGAUAACUUGUUGGAUAAGGGCUGGAUCGGCCCUAGUAGCUCCCCAUAUGGAGCACCAAUUCUCUUCGUACGAAAGAAGAACAAAGGUCUACGAUUGUGCAUCGAGUACCGCAAGCUCAACGCGCAAACCGUCAAGAAUGCGGGGCCUCUUCCUCGUAUCGAUGAUCUUCUUGAGCGACUGGGCGACGCAAAGUACUUCUCUAAGUUGGAUUUGAAGUCGGGAUGCCAUCAGAUUUCGAUCCGGCCGAACGAUCGCUAUAAAUCCACGUUCAAGACGCGGUAUGGGCAUUUUGAGUGGGUGGUCAUGCCUUUUGGCCUCACCAACGCCCCGACGACCUUUCAAGCGGCAAUGACCAACGAGUUUCGUGCGAUGUUGGACCGGUUCAUGCUGGUCUACUUAGACGACAUUCUCGUCUAUAGUCGAUCAUUCGAGGAUCAUCUUGAGCACCUUCGACGAGUGUUGGAGACGCUCCGCCGCGCCAAGUACAAAGCCAACCGCAACAAGUGCGAAUUUGUCCGGCAAGAGCUGGAAUACUUGGGCCAUUUUGUCACACCGGAGGGCAUCAGUCCGUUGGCGGACAAGAUUCAAGCCAUCCAAGAGUGGCCGGAGCCGUGGAACGUCACGGAUGUCCGUUCGUUCCUUGGCCUUGCCGGCUACUACCAGCGUUUCAUCAAGGGAUACUCGAAGAUCGCGGCCCACUUGACCAAGCUUCAAUGCGAGGACCGACCGUUUGACUUCGGAGAGGAUGCGCGGGAAUCAUUUUUGGCUCUCAAAGCCGCGCUAUUAUCUGCGGAGGUCUUGCGAAUCUACGACCCGCUAUUGCCAACGCUCGUCACUACGGAUGCGUCCAGCUAUGGCAUUGGUGCCGUCCUCGAACAACACGAUGGCGUGGACUGGCACUCGGUCAAGCACUUCAGCAAGAAAGUGCCCGUCGUGCACUCCAUGGACGAUGCACACAAGAAGGAGCCCCUAGCCUUCGUCCACGCACUCAAGCGGUGGCGGCACUUCCUCCUUGGUCGAAGUCAAUUCCGAUGGGUAACGGACAACAAUCCGUUUGUUUUCUACAAGACCCAAGACACCGACCGUAGCACCAUCGCCCGAUGGAGGACUUUCAUCGACCAGUUCGACUUCUUUCCUGAGCACAUUCCCAGGAAGUCUAACCGUUUUGCAGAUGCUCUUUCACGGCGUACGGAUCAUUGUACCGCAGUCUAUUCGACCUUCGAGAUCGGCGACGACCUGCAGGACAGCUUCAUCCGCAGCUACCAAGCCGACCGAGAGUUUCGCGACAAACAGAAGCAGCAGCAAGACACUGCCGCUUUAGCAGCUGCCGUCCGCGCCGCAGUAACACAGCAGCAGCAACAGCAUCAGCUGUUGAAAUCCGCUCUCGCACGCAUCAACAGCAUUGAGGCUAAAGCCUCAGCAGCGCCAGGCUGCACGACAGACACGGCGAAACAGUUCAACGAGCGCAUCGACCAUGUCGUCAACCUAAUCGGCGAUCUAAGUGACUUCACCAGUCCGGCUACGAUCAGCAGCACGGUGGCCGCCAUCAAGACGGACAUCACCAAGCUGCAGUCGCAACCGGCAGCAGCUGCGAAGGUCUACAAGAUGCCACGCUUCAACAUCGGCAAGUUCGAGGACUGCAACAAGACCGACGCUUUGACAUGGUGGCAAGCCUUCCUCACCAAAGCGUCCUGCCACAAGGUCCCGGACGAAGACAUGAUAAAGGCACUAUACCUCCAACUCAUUGGAGGUGCGCAGGCGUGGAUGAACCAUCUCGCAGUUAACAAGGGAACCACUAUCGCCGAGUUACAUAAACACCUCACGUGGGAGGAUUUUGAACAGAUGUGGUUCACUCGAUUCAUGGUCCGCAACGUUGUGAAGGCGGCCAUGAACGAGGUCCACACUUGCUCACAGGGAAACAUGCCAACUCGAGACUGGACAAUCAAGCGGCAGAAGAUAGUGACCACGCCAGGCUUCGAUUUGAGUUUCACAAACCAACGAGCCGAGUUCUUCUCGCGAUCGUGCGCAGGACUGCGAACCGCACUCGGCAACGAGUACGAUUAUGCCUCAUUCCAGGCUAUUCUGGAUCGUGCGAACCUGGUCAUCCAAACGGAUGACAAGGCCGCUAACGAACGGCAGUCCCAGCCGCACUAUGUGGCAAAGCAGGGCUAUCAACGACCGGCACACAACAAUGCCGUGAUUUCUGAAGAAAUAGUCGAUCUCCACGCUGCAGCAGCAUACUCGGGUGAUGGAGGAACUGUUGCAGCGCUCCCGCCAAAGCGUCCCAAGAGAGUUCGGAAGAACAAGGCGACACAAGCGACGACAUCGACGGGAACUGGGCAGCAACCAUGGACGGCAUUCAAUAUAACCAAGGAAGUAUUUGAUCUUCGACAACACGUCCUUAUCUACCUCGAUGACAUCCUGGUUUAUAGUAGGACGUUGGACGAGCACAUCGUACACCUUCGCGCUGUUUUGGAUCGUUUGCAAUUGGCCAAGUACAAAGCGAAUCUCGACAAGUGCGAGUUCGCCAAGCAGGAGCUUGAGUACUUGGGUCACUUUGUCACGCCGAAAGGCAUUCGUCCCUUAGCGGACAAGAUCCAAGCCAUCGUGGAUUGGCCGGAAACCCGUUGCACGACGUACGUACGCUCUUCCAUGGGUUUGGCUGGAUAUUAUCAGCGAUUCGUCGAGUCAUACUCGAAAGUGGCCGCUCCUUUGUCGAGACUUCAGUCCCCGAAGGUGCCCUUCGAGUUCGACGACGCAGCCUCUGGCACGUUCACUACGUUGAAGGCAGCAAUGCAAGCCGCACUUGCCCUCCGUAUAUACGACCCCACCCUUCCCACCCAAGUGACUACGGACGCUUCGGGAUACGGUAUUGGUGCGGUGUUGGAACAGUGUCACGAGGACGGUUGGCAUCCAGUCGAGUACUUCUCCCAAAAGGUGCCUCUCGUCAACACUCUCGACAACGCUAGGAAGAAAGAGCUACUCGCGUUCGUCACCGUUCUCAAAUGGUGGCGCCACUUUCUUCUCGGUCGUCGGCGUUUUAAAUGGAAUACGGACAACAUCGAUUGACCUUUUAUAAAACGAAGGAUACGGUCACUAGCACGAUCGGUCGAUGGAUGUAUUACAUCGACCAGUUCGACUUUGACCCGUGCCACAUUCCCGGUCCCGCCAAUCGAGCUGCGGACGCCCUCUCACGACGGCCCGACUUUUGUGCCAUUGUGACCACGACAUUCGACCUCAAUGACGAUCUGCAGCCGCAUUUCGUCAAAGGCUACAAGUUCGAUCCGACUUACUCUACGCUUUACGCGGAGCUUUCAUCGG